AUGGCCUCCAGAGGCAGCAGACCCAAGCCCCAGAGCAUUCCACUCAGCUUGGAGGGAAUCCAACAGAACCAGCGGGUAUGGCUGGUGAAGCUUCCUAAAUACCUGUCACAGCAGUGGUCCGAAGCUUCUGGAAGCGGUGAAGUAGGGAAGCUGCAGAUUGCCAAAAAUCAAGGGAAGUCUGAAAUCUCAUUUAUUUUGAAUAAGGAACUUACAGACAUUCGGGGUACAGAUGGACAACCUGCCCCAGUCAUCGCUCCCAGGGAGCAUCAGCUUGUCUUGCAGGGGGUCAGAGGGCAGGUCCUCACAGCGCUGACUGAGCGUGCACCGGAUCAGCUCUCCCUGGAAGGAACGGUGGUACAUCGGGGAGAAUGCAGACCUGCUCUGAGUGAAAACUACAUGAGGCUGAAGAGAAAGCAAAUAGAGGAGUCUUCCAAACCUGCCAGAACUGUACAGAAACUGGAGAAGGUAGUCACGACCAAUUAUAAACCUGUUGCCAAUCAUCAGUACAACAUUGAAUAUGAGAAGAAAAAGAAAGAAAAUGGAAAGAGAGUGAAGGCUGAUAAAGAUCAAGUUUUAACCUUGCUAUUUGCUGCCUUUGAGAAACACCAGUAUUAUAACAUAAAGGACUUGGUUGGCAUCACUAUGCAACCUGUGGUGUACCUGAAGGAAAUCUUGAAUGAAAUCGGUGUUCGGAAUGUAAAAGGGCCCCACAAAAACACAUGGGAGCUAAAAGCAGAGUACCGGUAG
Messenger RNA from Eubalaena glacialis (North Atlantic right whale), 747 nucleotides. RefSeq names its product general transcription factor IIF subunit 2-like. NCBI's taxonomy places the organism in Eukaryota, Metazoa, Chordata, Mammalia, Artiodactyla, Balaenidae. Bases 1 to 747 code for a protein of 248 amino acids. The transcript has a single exon. The record is from RefSeq and is a predicted model, not a curated record. Gene Ontology annotation, biological process: transcription by RNA polymerase II; transcription initiation at RNA polymerase II promoter. Gene Ontology annotation, cellular component: transcription factor TFIIF complex.